Molecule: messenger RNA, 630 nt
Organism: Trichoderma asperellum CBS 433.97
Lineage: Eukaryota; Fungi; Ascomycota; Sordariomycetes; Hypocreales; Hypocreaceae
Molecular function (GO): acyltransferase activity, transferring groups other than amino-acyl groups
Source: RefSeq, a predicted model, not a curated record
AUGCCGCUUCAACUCGAGGACAUGGCAUUCAAAGAUGGCGCUGCCUACGCCCACACAUAUGUCACCUCUUUCCAGAACAACGCCUAUUCUAGAGCCUCCUACGCAGACCAGACUUUCGACCAGCGGGUAGCGGGGGUUAUCCGUCGUUGGCCGAAAAACUAUGGCCAGACGCUUGUUGCUUAUAAAAAGGUUGUCGACACGGACACGGGAGAGUUGGUCAGCUGGGUUAAGAUAGGGUUCGAGAACACUGACAUCGACCCCAGGCUGUUUGCUCCAGCGGAUAUACCGGAAGACGUUGAUAUCGAGAUCGUUACCCAGCCAACAUCAGCUCCCAAGGAUCAAAAUAUAGCCACCUCCAGGUCCGACUUUAUAGGCAGAGCCGAGGCGGCGCGGUCGCGAGAUUUGGGCAAUCGGCCUGCCAUCGUUGUGUAUCUGUUUGGGACACAUCCCAAGGCGCAGCGACGUGGUGCCGGGAGCUUACUCAUGGCCUGGGUCACAGAGCUGGCAGAUCGAGAAGGGCUCGCCUGCUGGGUGACGAGCUCCGAGAUAGCUGUGCCCUUGUACAAGAAAUUUGGCUUUGAGGUGGCCGAGGAGAUUACCAGCGUACGACAGAUCUGGGAGAUUAGAUAA